This is a messenger RNA of Elephantulus edwardii (Cape elephant shrew), 1479 nucleotides long. It is a transcript of the gene FAM194A, whose product is annotated as family with sequence similarity 194, member A. The transcript is spliced from 11 exons. The record is from RefSeq and is a predicted model, not a curated record. NCBI's taxonomy places the organism in Eukaryota, Metazoa, Chordata, Mammalia, Macroscelidea, Macroscelididae. The annotation marks the transcript as partial.
AUGUCUCUUCUAAAUUUCAGGAUUGUCUAUCAAAGUUUGUAUCCAGGAAUUCCAGAAGCAAUACAAACAGACGAAAGCUGGCUACAAGAUUUGUCUGGUCAAAAGAAGUUGCAACAAAAAUGGAUAAUUAAUCCAGAAGAGUCAAAAUUAAAAAUUUUGUAUGAGCUAGAGUUUAAGGAUGACUUCUUCAAACUGUUUGAACCUUCUCUGAGGACACUGCCCAGAGUUGGACCACCAUCCAUUCUUGCAUACAAACCAGAGAUUUCUACUACCGACUUUCGAUUCAAGGAUGAAGAAGAGGAUAUACCACCUCAGUGUGAAUAUUGUGGGAAUGAUCUAAAAACAUUCCUUUCCAAUCUUGACUAUAGUGAUGUUGAACCAGUAAAACAAGACUACUGUUGUGAUCAUUUCCAAAAUCUAGUUGAAUAUAUUACUGUUGAAAAAGUCAAGAGUGCUUGUCCUGAUUUACUCAACAUCACUCCUCAUGUGGCUUAUGGAAGUGAAGUUGAUCGACUCAAAGCAAAGGAAAAAGCUUUGCAGAGAAGACACGAGCAACAAAUGGCCAAAAGCCUUACAAUAAUGACAUAUGAUGAGCCUGGUUUCUCUGAAGAAGAUUCAAGGCACUUAAAAACGAUUUCUUAUCAACUAUCUAUGGAUGUUCCAGAAAAGAAGCCAGCUGUUGACAAAGUAUUUGAUUUUCAGCUAGAGCUCAAGAACUUACCCAUUGUUUGUUGUGAUUCUAGGGUAGCAUGUGGAAAGGUAAUUAGAAACGAGCUCUUAGAGAAGAACUACAAACACGGGAGCAAGUUUCUGACGUCAUUUCCUGAUGGAUCCACACAAAUAUUCUAUCCAUCUGGAAACCUAGCCAUUAUCCGAGUGCCCAACAAGGUCAAGGGCUUCACCUGUAUAAUCCAAGAAGACAGUAUCACCAAACCCGCCAUCCUGGCACUGCUGGAUUCCUCUGGCAGAAUUUCCUGCUAUCACCCUAAUGGAAAUAUCUGGGUCUGCAUCAAUAUCUUAGGAGGUCAAUGUUUAGAUCAAGCAGGCAACAGAAUAAGGACUUGGAAUUGGUCAAGCUCUGUUGCUUCUACACCCUUUGUUAUAUUUAAACCAGUCUUUCUGGCUUUGAACCACUAUGUUGGAGUUCGAAUCUUAGAACAAGACAAAAUUUUCAUCCGUUUUCUAGCAAUGGGACAACAAGCAAAAAUUAGUGUUGGAACCAAAGUGAAGCUACCAAAGCCUGAAGAGAUUCCAGUCCUUCGAUAUCUGAGUGGGGAAGAUCUUCUUCUGCUGGCCAGCUUAAUUAGGAUUCGCUGUCUGUUUCAUAAACUGGAAGGAUGUGUGAAUUUUCCCUCAAGCCAAGCUUGGAGUAAAAUAAAGCAACCUUCCUAUCUUUCUUCAUUGUCUCAAAAACUAAUUGCCCUCUGUCACAAUUCUGGUAUAAGGCAAGAUAAAAUGGCAACAAUAACACAUCUAAUA